AUGAAUAAACUGGAGGUUGACGCUUACUUUGAGCUUCUUGAAAGCAUAUUGAAAGUAGACGAUGGUGUGUUGAAACCGAGUUGUAUCUUCAACAUGGACGAGACUGGUCUUCAGCUUAAUAAUCGACCAGGGCAUGUUCUAGCUGAAAAGGGUAUCAAGGCUGUAUCUACAGUUACUUCGACUGAAAAGGGAGAAACGAUUACAGUUAUAGUCUGCUGCAAUGCUGAAGAUUUAUUUAUUGAAUGGUUGAAAACACAUUUUGUUCCGAGGAAACCAGCUGGAAGAGUACUUCUUUUACUAGAUGGUCAUUCAACUCACUGUAAUUCUGUGGAAAUGCUGGAAUAUGCAAAGGACAAUGACAUCACCUUACUUUCAAUGCCAAGCCACACGUCUCACUACCUCCAACCACUAGAUCGUACGGUGUUUAAAUCACUGAAGACUCAUUUUUACGAGCAGUGUCGACUUUGGCUAAAACAAAAUCCUGGUCGUCGUAUAACACGAUUAUCAUUUGGAAGAUUGCUUAAUAAGGCGUGGGGAAAGGCAGCUUCUGCAGAGAAUGCAAUUGCGGGUUUUAAAGCUACAGGUGUCCACCCCUUCAAUCCAUCUGCAAUUCCCGAUUACGCGUUUACCCUAGAAUUGACAAAGCAAAUAUCUAAAUCUCAAAAUGAGUGUACAGCCACUGUUAUGGUCGAGGAGCAAGAAGAAAAUACUAUUAACAUAGCUUCUGCUAAUCUGGAACUAGUUCCAAAUACUUUCGAAGUGCGACAAGACAUAUCACCUGCAAUCGCUGAGCCAAAUAGCUCUGUUGGGCGAAUAGUUUUAAACGCAAGUCCUGAGAUAUUUACAAGAAGGCCUAAAAAAUUAUUUGCUACUGCUUCAGCAGCAGUAAUUAAAAAAAUGUCAGAACAAUUCCCUCCAAGAAGCGAUUUGCCAGAUCUGACUCCAACACGUAUUUUAAAGCAAAUAUCGCCAGUUCCACAAAAAAUUAUUGAAGUACGCAAACAUACUAAACAGGAAUAUGAUGUGGGAAGUUUGUUUGUUAAACAAUUCGACGAGAAGUGGGCUAAAAACCAGGAGCUCUCUUGGUAUGUCAAUAUAAUGAUUGAUAACAAUAAAGUUGAAAGUGAUGAUGAAAAUGCUCAUUGCUCGUGA
Messenger RNA from Parnassius apollo (apollo), 1152 nucleotides. The record is from the annotation of a GenBank genome assembly. Lineage: Eukaryota; Metazoa; Arthropoda; Insecta; Lepidoptera; Papilionidae.